Messenger RNA from Gongylonema pulchrum, 246 nucleotides. The record is from the annotation of a GenBank genome assembly. NCBI's taxonomy places the organism in Eukaryota, Metazoa, Nematoda, Chromadorea, Rhabditida, Gongylonematidae.
AUGCGAAUUGUCCGGUGGCUAGUGAUACUGGCACUAGCUAUUCCGGCCGUGCUGGCGCGAAGCUCAAAAAGCAUCGGAGUGACCGGAAACGUCAAAUGUGAUGGCCAGCCAGUAAGCAAUGCACAAGUGCAGCUCUAUUCCGAACGAGAUUGUAUUUUUUUCCAUUUAUCCGUUCUUGAAUGUAUUAAAAAUAUUACGAAGUGGUCAUUUCUGCAAAUCCGUCCUUCUGUUUGCCCAGGCGAUUGA